AUCGACCAAUCAGCUAUCAGUAUUUUUGGAUCUUUGAUGUACAAUCGCGAUCUGCGAUUGGUUGAGGAAAAUUAAUUUGACCAAUCUUGACGCCCUAUGGGUAACCCGGCCACGUGACCGGCUCUAUGAGACAAAAGACGCCUAGAAGUCGAACAGUUUGAAUUUGAGUAUCGUGGGAGAAUGUUGAUGCGAUGAGUGGUGUAAAUUACGCGAGUGAAAAAGUUAUUUGUGCCGUAAUUAUAGUGAAACUGGAUUACUACGACACGCCUGGAUGAGCAUAAUGGAACUGUCGCGAUAAUCUGUGGAUGCCUUACCUGCAUGGGUGCAGAUGUCAGCGUGUACAUACAACAACGUGGGUCAUGACAGCAAGGUUCAAACAUUGCUGUACCUGUUUAUCUGCGAUGAGGCUGUGGAAAGUACAAUAAAGUAUAAGAAUAAUGGAUUGAAUCGUAAGGGUGAGAAUAUGUUUGAAGGAGAAGGGAAAAGUGCAGAGGCUUCUAGUGACUUUUCACGGGAAACAAUUGUCUUGCCUGGGGGGAUUUGGCGGUUGCCCCAAGAUGGCGGACACGGUUGGCGUGCGACAAGCACGAGCUGAAAAGUGCCGAGAACGCGAGAAAUUGACGAUUCUGUGUUAAAUCGGUUACGUGAGUUUCAUUCGUGGACAGCUGAAGGAUCGUCGAGGAAAAAAAACAAGCUCGGAUAAUAUAGUCAAAGUAGAAGCUGUGGUCGCAGGAGGCACGAAAUGAGUCGAGCAGAAAUCAAGUCCAUUUGUAUCCCGCUUGGAAAACCGUGGAACGGCGUGAACGUUAACCAGUUUUCGUUACACUUUUCUCAAACUUUGUUCCCUCAUCUCUGAGGAACCGUGUCUCUUAUAAUAUUCCACACGAUUGUACAGUGCGAACCAGGUGUAAAUUAGAUAAAAUACGUAGCCUUGAGAUACACUGAAGGUGGUAACGAAGAAAUCAAAUCAAGACCAAAGAUCAAAACCGAAGAGAGAAACAAAAAAAGAAGUUGGAAGUGAUUUUCUAUCCGAUCCUCGAGAAGAUAAUUUCCAAGAAAUUGAUCGUUGCAAUCGAAGAAAAAAAGAAAGCAUUAUUUUGUUUGGAAUAAAAGGAAGAAAAAAAAUAAAACCAGGAAGAUAGAAGAUAAAAUGAGCACAAUGACCGGCACCCAGUGUACGUCUGUGAAGGAGUUCUACAGGGACAGGUCUAUCUUCAUCACCGGGGGUACUGGCUUCAUGGGCAAAGUACUCGUCGAAAAGUUACUCAGAUCUUGUCCAGGGAUAAAAAAUAUUUAUUUGUUAAUGAGACCCAAGAGGGGACAGGAUGUCCAACAGAGGUUGAAACAACUAUUGGAUGGACCGCUGUUCGAGAAGUUGCGACAAGAUUACCCGCAAGAGCUAUCGAAAGUGAUUCCUGUGGCUGGAGACAUAACGGAACACGAAUUAGGUAUCUCGGAAGCUGAUCAAGCUGUAUUAAUAAAAAAUGUGUCGAUCGUUUUUCAUUCCGCUGCUACUGUAAAAUUCGACGAGGCGUUGAAGCUUUCUGUGACCAUCAACAUGGUCGGCACCAAACAGCUCUUGAAUUUGUGUCAUCGCAUGUGUAAUUUGGAGGCUCUGAUCCAUGUGUCGACGGCGUAUUGUAAUUGCGACCGCAAGGACGUCGCCGAAGAGAUUUAUCCGCUUGAAGCUGAACCUGAACAUGUGAUCGCAUUGACGAAGAUCAUGGAUACAAAGAUGGUUGACGAUAUAACACCGGCUUUGAUUGGUAACCGACCGAACACCUAUACAUUCACCAAAGCCCUGACCGAAAGGAUAUUGCAAUUGGAGUCUGGUUAUUUACCAGUAGCGAUCGUUAGACCUUCUAUCGUUUUGUCGUCACUUAGAGAACCGGUAGCUGGUUGGGUGGACAACUGUAACGGACCUACCGGGCUCAUUGCUGCUGUUGGCAAGGGUGUCUUCAGAACAAUGCUGUGUCACGAGAACAUGAUCGCAGAUUUGGUGCCAGUUGAUAUAGUGAUAAAUCUGAUGAUUUGCGCGGCAUGGAGGACCGCGACGAAUCGCACGAAAACGAUUCCCGUGUAUAAUUGUUGUACAGGUCAACAGAACCCGAUCACUUGGAAGCAGUUCGUUGAUCUGAUGUUCAAGUACACCCGAAUGCAUCCACCGAACGGUGCUAUUUGGUAUCCGGGUGGUCGAUGCCGUAAUUCCGUUGUAAUGAACAAAAUGUGCUCCCUCUUCCAACACGUGAUACCGGCGCAUAUUUUAGACUUCCUGUAUCGGCUGAAAGGGAAACCGACCAUCAUGGUCGGCAUACAGGUAAAACUCCGUAAAGCUGCGAAAUGCUUGGAGUAUUUCAGCACACAACAGUGGAACUUCAGGGAUGACAAUGUUCGAAACUUAGGAGAACAGCUCAGCCCAGAGGACCGGCAAACGUUUAUGUUCGACGUCAGACAAAUUGAUUGGCCGUCGUAUUUAGAGCAUUAUAUAUUGGGAAUUCGGCACUUCAUUUUGAAAGAGAGUCCGGACACACUGCCAGCUGCUCGUUCACACAUCAAAAAAUUGUAUUGGUUUCACAAGGCUUUAGAAUUCGCGAUGCUGUUAGUGGUGCUGCGAUAUUUGUUGGUACGCAGCUCCGUUACCCGAACUGCUUGUUUCUCAUUGUUGUCAGUCGUGUUACGUAUGUGCCGUAUGAUUGUUUGACGGCUCAGAAGCUUGGCCGAGGAUCACGACAGGCGUAACAAGGAGCAGAAACUAAUCUCAAAGCAUAAUCUCAAGGUGCGGAUCGUUCUUCGACUUCACUGCUCGCCGUUCCCAACGAUAAAUUGCUACGACGUUCAAACAUCCCAUCGGUUGGCCUUUUUGAUGUUUCUAUUUGUUCAUAACUAUUAGCCUCCGCUAGAGAUAUAAUUCCGCAGGGAAGUGUAUCGUUUGUCGUUUAAACAUAUGCAAAUGCAAUUGAGACACACACACGUACACCCACCGUAUAUAUGCAUACACAGAACGUGUAUUAAAAGCUUCCAAGAAAAGAAAACAUGUACGUCGAGUCACUUUGUUAUAUUUACGAAAGUUAACCGAAAGAGGAUCCUUUCUUUGGGUAAUAUGCCGUCGUCUUCUUGUUCAACGUAACAGCAGUGAGAGGAAACGGAAGGAAAGUUCACGUUUAACAUCGCGUUUAUUAAUUAUGGGUAUAAUUUAAUUGUCAUUGUAAUUGACGAGUGUUUAAUCGAUGCCAAUCAAACGACAUCAGUUUCGUUAUUGAACAUCGACAUUUCGCAUAUCGUCGAUUUGUAAUAACGCGACGCUAGUGAUACCUUUGAGGUAUAGAUUUCCCUGACAUUCACCUUGGUGUUAAUUCACUGUAUAUCAUGGUGAUAUAUGGCGUCUAUUGAAAAAGAUACGACGCGUUAAACUCUAUGAGCCGGCAACUCGAAUUUUUUCAAUCUCAGUUUUAUCUCAUUUUUAUCUCGAAGACCAAGGAAAAUAGAAUGAUAACGUUUUACAAAUUAUAUAUAUAUAUAUAUAUAUGCAAAAUUAUUUGUGUUUUUAUAUGUUUGUAGCAAUUAAUCAACGGUGUCCCUACUUUGCGUUCUUCCUUCUUUAUUCAUUGAUCUGUUUAAGUAACGUUAAGGCUUCCAGUGAAUUUUCCCGGUGAAUUUGUAAUCGUCCAAGGUUCCAUCGUUGUCGAAUAACAAAAGCGAAGACAGGUUUAAUAUUAAUUGUAGAAAUAAAUAUCGAAGCGAUAGAUUAUUUAUACGGAUGUACUUUGACAUUGCCAAAAUCUUUUCACGCCUCCACAAUCUUUUAAUUCCUUUCUUCAUGAUUUCGACGACGUUCAAAGAUGAUGAAAAUCUUUUGCGUACAACGUCGUUUAAUCCUUUUGGAAGUAGAAUUCAGAAUGUUGAAGCGUUUUCGCUCUUAGAAGGCGAGCUUUAUCACUGGAAUUAAUGUAAUUAAUCGUAACGUACAACUGUAAUACGACAAAACAUAGGUGUAUACGUUAAAAGGAAUGAAAACCCAAAGGGUUGAACGUCGAUGUAACAUCGGAUCCUUUCGAGCCUUUUGAAAUAUUAACUUUCUUUUUCUCUUUUCCAAAGUUGUAACACAAUUUCCAUGUUGUACGCACAUAUACUUCUUUUUGACGUUCAAUGUAUCCUUUAUAUAGAGAAAAAGAUUAAAUUAACUGUGUUUAGAGGCUCGGAAGGUUCGAUUAGAAGAUUUAAAUGCCGGCUAGAGGAGUCAGAAAUUCGUCGUGCCUUUGUGUCGUUACUGUUUCACGUUUUCCGUUCGUUUGUACCAGAACGUAAGGUACAUAGAGGGAUAUUUAAUUACAUUCUAACGAGUACGCUCAAUUCAUUCGGUUUCACCAUCAACGAACCAAGUUUUAAUUGAGUUACGCGUUCAUUUACUUUGAACGAGACGUAAAUGUAAUUUAUUCGAAUUGGACAAUUGUUUGUAGCGAUUUAAUUGUUAUUUUUUAGUUUUGGAAAUGCGAGUAUUUAUAUAGAAAAAAGAUAGGAAAAAAUGGUUAUUAUAAAAAGUGCGUUUCUUAAAGUUUUUGUUAAAUUAAUUGUUUUCUUUUUUUUUAACGAUUAAACAGCAAAGAAUCAAUACAUUCUUGCGACCAUAUUAUAUCCUCUGAUAUUCCUUUUUAUUUCUUCGCCGGAUUACCUUUAACGCUUGCCAAUUUAAAGCUUGCCACUUGGAAAAUGUACGAAGCGUUUCAUUUCACCCUUAGGAGAAAUAAAAACACGAUUAUUAAACGGAUUUGUUCAUUCUGUUGUAAAUUGAUUCGUUUUUGGUGAAAUUGAACAUAAAUUUAAAAAAAAAAAGGAAUAUCUUGACCAAGCCGAGACAUCCAGUGUCAUGAGAAACGUGUGUUGCGGAUAAAAUUUGUCGUUAAAAGAAUCUCAAUCAACUCCAUAGAUCCCUGUGAAUUACGAAUUCGAGCAUGGAAGCCAACAUGGUAAAACAUAAAUGCAUCCGUUGCUUGUCGAAUUUUGCCAUCGGGUAGACAAAAGUGAUCGUAGCGAAAACCGAUAGAGACGAUUUACGAAAACGUUCGAGGUAAGGGUGCACGGAUACCCGUGACGCCCCUAAUUGAAACGUUCAUUGUAGGAGAGCUAGCCAAGGUACAAUCUCGUGCAAUUUAGGCUUCCCUCAGUUAAUUAUCCCAAGGUCCCUUUUAACUAAAGAGAAGUCUACGUUGCAUCCGGGUGUACAGAAAUCUCAUUUAGGUAUCUUCUAUGUAUUACGAGGCGUCGUAUUACUGACACUGAAAUUUUGAAGGCAUUGGCAACUUAUUCCCUUAUCUUCCGAUCAGGCUGUUCCGCACGUGUAUUAACAUUUUUAGUAGCAGUCGAUCGACUAAAGCGACUAGCAGACCGGUAAUUUAGAAUUGAUAGGCGAAAUGAGACGACAAAUUUGUAUAUACGAGUUAUUGAUAUUAACUAAAGAAGACGAUUUUAUAUAUACAUCUAAUAUAUAUAUAUAUAUAUACACAUAUAUACGUGAUAAAUCGUACAUGCGUUUCGUGAAAUCAUUUGUGUAUCAGAGAGUUUCUCGCGUGUCCCGCCAUCAUGUCUCUCCCUACAUGUACACUUAUGUAUAUGAUAUUUUAGCAUCCCAUGUACAGUACACAUUCCAAUGUUCAGUUUCAAAUGGAUGAAACACUUUGCGGAUCGACGGAUCAAAAUUUAGAUGCUCUUAUUGAUAAUUAUAUAAACACGUCUCCUAGAUGUUGGGAAUUAUCAAUAAUCAUUGAUUUUCAAAAAUUCUCUAAGAAAAUAAUUGUCGAGGUUUUUGAAACACCAAAGAAUUAAAUUCUACUUUUAAGGGUUGAUUGUAACGAUGAAUAGAUGCAAUAAAAAUAUACGGUUCCGUUUAAUGAUCGUAUACGAAUUCAGGUUAACGUUACACGCCCCUCCUUAAUAUCUAGGUUGAUAACUCGAGCAAAAGACAAUUGUGUCCACAAUCAGUACGAUCCGUGAGGUGUUUUUUUAUAAUCGACUAAAUCCAGCUGAAUUUUAUCAAUUCGACGAAUGUUAAAUAUCUAUAUAAUCGAGUAAACUUUGUUCGCGAUUAUUCGCGUCGAGUACCGUGAAAGGUCUUGUUAAUUAGUGCCCUAUUAUGGUACUUUAAUAGUAUAUACACUGCGGACCAUAAUUGGGACACUUGGAACUUCUAUAAAGAAUGCCUUUCACGAUGCUCGACAAGGAAUAAUCAAUGAAGGGGUUAGGUUAAACAGUAAUAGAAAAAACCCUUUGCUUUGAAGCCAUAAUUUGCAUGAAUCACGUAAGUUUGAUUAAUGUCACAUCCGUUGCCUGUGCCUUUAAGAUGAUUCAAAACCGUGACCUUGACUAUGAAUCAACCACGAAGAGCGCAGUAUCUCACGAUCCUUGAAUUAUCGUCUUAUUCAGUUGGAAACGGGCUUCCCUCGAAUGUUCAUUUUCAUCGUCUGAAACGCUGCCAAGAAAGACACUGGUAAGAAAACGUUGCAUGAAGAAAACACUGGGAUAAUUUAAUCGAACGUAAUUAGAGAUAUAAAAAGAAGAAAAAAAGAAAGAAUGGUAGCGCUAAUGAAGGUUCACCAUUCUGCUAGUCUCGUCUGUAUCGUUAUUCGGUUACACAAUGCAUACAAGGAAACAAUAUUUAAUAUAAUCGAUUUAAUUAAUAUUAUACUGUACUACUAUGAAUUACAUUAAAAAACAAUGAACCAUUGCAA
Osmia lignaria (orchard mason bee) is the source of this 6722-nucleotide messenger RNA. The record is from RefSeq and is a predicted model, not a curated record. Lineage: Eukaryota; Metazoa; Arthropoda; Insecta; Hymenoptera; Megachilidae.